This is a messenger RNA of Cygnus atratus (black swan), 15280 nucleotides long. RefSeq names its product DOT1 like histone lysine methyltransferase (gene DOT1L). The record is from RefSeq and is a predicted model, not a curated record. NCBI's taxonomy places the organism in Eukaryota, Metazoa, Chordata, Aves, Anseriformes, Anatidae. Gene Ontology annotation, molecular function: histone H3K79 methyltransferase activity. Gene Ontology annotation, biological process: regulation of transcription regulatory region DNA binding; DNA repair; heterochromatin formation. The transcript is spliced from 28 exons. Gene Ontology annotation, cellular component: nucleus. Bases 3139 to 7617 code for a protein of 1492 amino acids.
GGGGGGCCCCGGAGGAGCCCGGCGAGGGGCUUCGCGCCCAGCUUCCCUCCCGCUAGCGCCUGUCCUUGCAGCCCGGCUCCUGCCGAGGCUCCCGGUCGGGUUUGUCAGUUGAUGGCAGCUGCGACCCGAACGCUUUCAAAUAAAAUGUCACUCGGCCGCGUGUGGCGACGUGAGCGGCGGUCUUUCCAACUUGCCCGGCUCUUUCCUGCCCCUUCCGAGAUGCGUGACCUUGAUAGCAACGUCCGUGCCCGGUUAGCGAACACCUCACGAGAGGCGAAAGGCUGGAGACGGCGUUUUUCUUCUGUCUGUAGCGCUUGUGGCGAUCCUUGAACAGUUUUUCACCUCAAGCGUUUGUAUGGGCGUUGAGGACAGUUUUGUAAGAGGAGAAACCCCUGUGCGUGUAGAUAGCUCUUCUACUUGGCCUGCGUGUUGAUUAUUCCUUGUGUUUCAGGGCUUGCUCUUGUACGUGUGCUGCUUCGCAGGGAGAACGUGCUGGGACGCAGAGGCUGGGGCAGCUGAUGCCGCCGAUACCGCUUGCCUGGCAAUCGCAACGUGCUUGUGUGUGAAUGAUUAGAAAUACAUUGCUUGUGGCAGGGGAGAUGGCUGUGCCUUCCUAUCUGCUGCUGCCUUUCGGUGCUGUCGCUGUAUCUGUGGUUUCCAAAACAUCCUCCAUGUAUGCUGGCGUGCUAUUUUCAUCGGCUGCUCCCGGAGCUGGAGCCUCCAGCACGCGCUGGUUAAUGCAGCCUUUCCUGUUUGGGCAGCUCUGUCAUUCGUGUGUGUGCGCGGGCGCGCGCUCUGCUUAAAUUGUCAGAAACUGAAAGCAUAAUGCUGACCAGUUCACUCUUCGUGCUGCCAAAUAUUAACUUGCGGCUCUAGGCUGUCUGAUUGAAGUGUAGGUUAAAGAUUACAUAGGUUAGGGAUUAAUCUGGAAGGAAGGAACGGUUUUGUGUGUAUUUGCAGAACUUGCUACUUUUUUUUUUUUAAACAAAAAUCCUUCAAACCUGCUCCCCCCACCGUGUGAAUUUCAGUGCUGUUUUCCGCAUGGGAAACAAGGGUUUAGUUAAUUUAGGAAAACUUGAGCAGCAGGUUCUGAAGAUGGCAGCGUGCAUAGAUUUUCUUUCCCAGUUAAUCAGAAAUGCAGGGGGCAGGGUGCUUAUCCACAUGUGCUAUCUGCGUAUGUUAAGAAAUGCCGCAAAACCCGAACAUCCUGCCGUUAAACUGGCCUCUUGGCACUGCAGAUUUUUCCACGGUAAUUCAGAAGUGGAUGGUUCAUCUGGAGCCAAUCAAUGUUCUGUCCUGCAGUUUUGUUGAAAAGAUCGUGCUGCAUAUUACGGGAGUGUACGCUUGCGUGUGUGGGUACGCAUGCAUACACACACGCACGCUGCUCACGGCUCUGGCCUUUGCGGCAGCAGAUGAACUCUGGAGCUUUGGAAAUAAAUCCUGGUCUUUGUGCAUGGCAGCGUUUGGCCUGCUAACAUUGUACUCUGCUGAACUGCAGACUUUCUUUCCCUCGCUGGCUCAGCCUUCAGUUGGCAGCGGGGUAUAUGUACCGUUGUGGUUUUAGAGCUCGGCUCCGUUUGACGUAAGCAGAACAUUUCUUAGUUUCACCGCUCUUUCUGCUGCUCGCUUCCUAGGAAGCAAGGUGGGAUACCUGGGGAGGAACAGAAAUACCUCCAGUUGUUUUGGUUAGCAGCUUUCUUGCUGCUUCCCGACAUGAGAUGCGUUUCCCAAAGAGAGCUGGGGAAAAAGGGGAAGGGGAAGCUCGUGGCCCCCGCUGAUUACUUGGGGUGAAGGCGCAGGGGUGGCAGGGGUUGUCCUCCCCGACAUCAGGGUCUGGGAGGUGGCUGAGACCUGCAGCCUGCCGAGCACCGCGGUGUGAUGUAACCCCCUCAUUAAGUAACUUAGCUAUUUUUGUGUUCUUACCACAUCUGAAAGGAGCGGCAUUAGUAUUGCUCUGUGUGCAGGGCUAAGGGUCCAGUCCCUCAUAUCAACGGGCGCCUGGAUUGAUAAAUGUCUGUUUAUUUAAGGACUGCUGCUUAUUUCGUGCCUAUUAGGAAAAGUGGGAUCUCUUCAGACUGCUGAGCUUGCACAAUAGCUCAGCUGACAAACUGAGGCUUGUUGGGAUGCUAAAAGAGCCGAGGAGGGUGAUGUGAAACACGUAUUUCCCUACAAGUCUAAUUAGGGCCGUGGGAGGAGAGAGCACUGGCGUUGCAGAUACAGCCUCCCACUGGCUUACAUACAAAACUGAAAGUAUGACUCUUUCCCCCGCCUUCUGCUUUUCUCAAAGGAAAGGCCGUGGUUUCCUAAUGAAUACAUGGUGAGCAGUUCUGUCCAUAGCACACUGUGAUGAGUAAGUUGAAUAGUGCAUGGUGAGUAAUCUCUCCUCAUGACUCACAAAAUAUUUUCUGAUGUUGACCUCUGUUUUUAUGAGUGCCCUGCUUAAUCAGAGCUGAAGUGAGUUUAUUCUUUUGUAUGCGGUUUAACUCCUUGACUCCCACAUACCUGCCCCAUUUGUUGCUUGCUUUAGGUUGUCAAAGACCAGUGAUAUUGUAUUAAAAAAAAAAAAAAAAGGAAAAAAAACACAACAGAAAACCCAAUAGUUUUGGUAGCAUAAGAGAUACGGGUCAGGGUAAAAGAAGUUCCUAUUUGCCCGGCUGGGUGAUUGAGCGGAAUUAAUGGAUCUAGGUGGUCUUAAAUAGGCUAAUGCUGGCUGAGGAUGGCAUUUGUAGGCAGCUUCGAGCAUUGAUAUGCACAACUUGGUACUUACUGCCUACAGGUAGAUCUGAUGGAUACAAGGGGGUGAAAUCCCCUUGUCAUUCAAAGACUUACAGAUGGUUAGGUUUAUUCCAGAGAACUGUCCUUAAACUAAUUCAUUCUCCUGUAUUUGUCUCUGACUUUUACUGUAGUUACAUCUGAGUAUUCCUUACAUUUGAACGGGGAGAUUUCCCAUACCGUGGUGGGCUCUGCCUGAUCUGUGAGGAGUCUGCAGUUGUCAUCUCCUCUGCACAAGCGGCCCUGCUCUCGGACUCAGCCUGUUGUGCAUAGGGGAGAAAAAAGGACAAACACCAUGAUGCUGCUCAUGAAAUUAUUGAGACAAUUCGGUGGGUCUGUGAAGAAAUCCCAGAUCUCAAGCUUGCUAUGGAAAACUAUGUUUUAAUUGACUAUGACACAAAAAGCUUUGAAAGCAUGCAGAGGCUUUGUGACAAGUACAACCGAGCCAUUGAUAGCAUUCAUCAGUUGUGGAAGGGAACCACCCAACCGAUGAAGCUGAACACACGUCCCUCCAACGGGCUCCUCCGUCACAUCCUGCAGCAAGUGUAUAACCACUCGGUGACUGAUCCUGAGAAACUCAACAACUAUGAGCCCUUUUCCCCAGAGGUUUAUGGAGAAACUUCCUUCGACUUAGUGGCCCAAAUGAUAGAUGAAAUUAAAAUGACUGAGGAUGAUUUGUUUGUUGACCUGGGCAGUGGUGUGGGUCAGGUGGUGCUUCAAGUGGCUGCAGCCACAAACUGCAAACAUCACUAUGGUGUGGAGAAAGCUGAUAUUCCAGCCAAAUAUGCUGAGACGAUGGACAGAGAGUUCAGAAAGUGGAUGAAAUGGUAUGGGAAAAAACAUGCAGAAUACACACUGGAAAGAGGUGACUUCCUCUCAGAAGAAUGGAGAGAGAGAAUUGCAAACACAAGUGUUAUUUUUGUGAAUAAUUUUGCCUUUGGUCCUGAGGUGGAUCACCAACUGAAGGAGCGAUUUGCGAACAUGAAGGAAGGUGGGAGAAUUGUGUCCUCAAAACCUUUUGCACCUCUAAAUUUUAGAAUUAACAGUCGAAACUUGAGCGAUAUUGGCACUAUAAUGAGAGUUGUGGAGCUAUCACCACUGAAAGGGUCUGUGUCAUGGACCGGGAAACCAGUUUCUUACUACCUGCAUACUAUUGACCGAACCAUACUUGAAAACUAUUUUUCUAGUCUCAAAAAUCCAAAACUCAGGGAGGAACAAGAGGCAGCUAGACGUCGUCAGCAACGAGAAAAUAAGAGCAACACAACUACUCCAACGAAGGUUCAAGAAAACAAGGAUUCUGGUGCUGAAGAAGAAAAAGCUGGGGCAAAUUCUGUUAAAAAGCCAUCUCCCUCUAAAGCACGGAAGAAAAAGCUAAGUAAAAAAGGAAGGAAAAUGGCAGGCAGGAAACGAGGACGUCCCAAGAAAAUGAGCACUGCAAAUACAGAGCGCAAGACUAAGAAGAACCAAACCGCACUAGAACUCCUGCAUGCUCAAACUGUUUCACAGACAUCUUCAUCCUCUCCUCAGGAUGCAUACAAGUCACCUCAUAGUCCAUAUUACCAACUACCUCCUAAAGUGCAACGGCAUUCAUCUAACCAGCUACUGGUGACACCUACCCCACCUGCACUACAGAAGCUGCUAGACUCUUUUAAGAUCCAGUACAUGCAGUUCAUGGCAUACAUGAAAACUCCUCAGUAUAAAGCAAGUCUGCAACAGUUACUGGAGCAGGAAAAGGAGAAGAAUGCACAGCUACUGGGAACAGCACAGCAGUUAUUCACCCACUGCCAGGCACAGAAAGAGGAAAUCAAACGUCUUUUUCAACAGAAACUUGAUGAGUUGGGCGUUAAGGCUCUGACAUACAAUGACCUGAUUCAGGCUCAGAAGGAAAUCUCUGCUCACAAUCAGCAACUGAAAGAACAGACAAAACAGCUGGAGAAGGAUAACAGCGAACUCAGGAACCAGAGCUUACAGCUGCUUAAAGCACGCUGUGAAGAACUGAAGCUGGAUUGGUCAACAUUGUCACUGGAGAACUUGCUGAAAGAGAAGCAGGCGCUGAAGAAUCAGAUUUCUGAGAAACAAAAGCACUGUUUGGAACUGCAGAUCAGCAUUGUGGAACUUGAGAAAAGUCAAAGACAGCAGGAGCUAAUGCAGCUGAAAUCAUACACGCCGUCUGAUGAGUCACUGUCAGUACAGCUACGCAAUAAAAACCAUUUGAGCCGUGAUCCUGAGGCUGAUCACGGCAGGUUCCAACUGGAGCUUGAAUGCUCUAAAUUUCCGAUGCCCCACAUCAAUGGCAUGAGCCCUGAACUGUCCAUGAAUGGCCAUGCUACUCCCUAUGAAAUCCAUAACACUUUUAGCAGGCCGUCCUCCAAGCAGAACACCCCUCAGUACACGACUUCUCACCUGGACCAAGAAAUAGUACCUUGUACCCCAAACCACAGCAGCAGACAGAAGGCAGACAAGAUGACGAGCUUGUCCUUACCUGACUAUACCAGGUUUUCCCCAGCUAAAAUAGCACUAAGGAGACACUUGAAUCAAGACCAUGCAGUCAAUGGAAAAGCAACAACUAAUGAGAUACAGAGAGCUGACCACGUCAAAGAGAAUGGCCUUACGUAUCCAAGCCCUGGUAUUUCAAAUGGCAUAAAGCUGAGUCCUCAGGAAACUCGGCCCUCUUCCCCAACGGCCUUACCAAUUGCAGGCGAGAAGGGUUUAAGAGAGAGAACCUCUGUGAGUAAUGGAGAAACUAUCACCAGCCUACCUAUCAGUAUUCCUCUCAGCACAGUGCAGCCCAAUAAACUCCCUGUUAGUAUCCCUCUGGCCAGCGUAGUCCUACCUAGCCGUGUUGAGAAGGUGAGAAGCACACCUAGCCCAGUUCAUCAGAGCAGAGACUCAUCAACACUUGAAAAGCAGAUUGGUGCUAGUUCUCAUAAUGGUGUAAGCAAUGCUGCUGGAAACAAGCCACUGGCUUUGGCUACCUCAGGUUUUUCUUACUCUUCUGGCUCCGUGGCAGUCAAUGGAAAUCUUACAAACAGCCCAGCCCAUCUUAACCAUAGUGUUGAUCAGGCAGCUCUGGACGACUCUGGGAGUCUGUUUAACUCAGUAGGGUCUCGGAGUUCCACUCCACAACAUCCUUUGCUAAUGAUGCAGUCAAGGAACUCUGGGCAAAACUCCCCUGCUCACCAGCACUCAACAAGCCCCAGGUUAAAUGGCACCUCCCAGAGCCUGGUAGGGGUAUUGCAAUAUGCAGAUGCUCAGAAGAUGUUUGCCGAAGGAACAAAGGGGGAUCUUCAGUCUGAUGCAGCGUUUUCAGAUCCUGAGAACGAGGCCAAGAGAAGAAUCAUCUUUACAAUCUCUCCUAAUACAGGACAUGUAAAACAAUCCCCUUCCAACAAGCACAGUCCUCUGCCCACGAGCGCUCGGCUGGACUGUGGCCAAGCACACGCGCAGGAUGGGAAGAAGCGAGGCCGGCGGAAGAGAUCCUCUACUGGGAAUCUCAGCGGGAACUCCGGGGUCUCCCCUAAACGUAAAUCCUUACCCACUAUGUCUGGACUCUUUACUCAACCAUCAGGUUCACCGCUCAAUAUCAACUCCAUGGUCAAUAACAUUAACCAGCCUUUAGAAAUAACAGCCAUUUCCUCUCCUGAAAACUCCCUGAAGAACUCUCCUGUUCCUUACCAGGACAAUGACCAGCCCCCGGUAUUGAAAAAGGAAAAGCCCCUCAUUCAGACCAACGGCGUUCAUUACUCUCCCCUAACGUCAGAUGAAGAGCAGGGAUCUGAAGAUGAGCACAAUAGCACCAGAAUUGAGAGGAAAAUUGCAACAAUAUCAUUGGAAAGCAAAUCUCCACAGAAGACUGUUGAAAAUGGUGGCAGCUUAUCUGGGAGGAAACAAGCACAAACCAACGAGAACAUGAACAGCAGUAAAUGGAAAUCUACUUUUUCACCAAUAUCUGACAUCAACCUAACCAAAACUACAGACAGUCCCUUGCAGUCGGUUUCAUCCCUGAGCCAGAAUUCGUUGUUUGCCUUCAGGCCGUCCUCUGAGGACAGCCUAGCCAUUGACGCCAAGAUCACAGCACACGCGAGGAAAAGCAUUGCCAUGCCCUCAUCUGGGGCAGAUGGGCUCAGCCCUAGUACAAACUCCACCAACGGAUUCACGUACAAUGGUGGACUGUCAACUGACAUUGGUUUACACAGCUUUAUCGAUGGUGCUUCUCUUCCGCACAAGGCUUCAGACGUGACAACUUCCAACUGCUCCCUGGGUUUUCAGUCGCAGCGAAGCAAAGAUGUGGGGAUAUCAGAAACAAAUCCAUUUUUGAACAAGAGGCAACUUGAAGGCCUCAGUGGCACGAAAGGAGAAGACUUAAAUCGGUCAGGGGUCAAAAGCAAAGAGAUGAGCGAAAUAAGCAUUCGUACUGGGGGUUCUUUGGAAAAAAACUCUUUGCAGCAUAACGGAAAGGUCGGCAAAGGAAGGGACCGAGAUGUGGAGUUUAAAAACGGCCACAACCUUUUCAUUUCUGCUGCUGUUUCGUCUGGUGGCCUUCUGAAUGGUAAAAGCCUUUCUACUGCUGUUUCUUCAGCAGGCAACCCAGCAUCUUCUGUGCAGACGCACCAUCCUUUCCUAAACACUUUGACCACUGGAUCACAGUUCCCCCUUGGCCCCAUGGCCUUGCAAGCAAACCUCAACUCGGUGACAAAUUCCUCAGUAUUGCAGUCCUUAUUUAACUCGAUGCCAGCUGCUGCCAGUCUGGUCCACGUGUCAUCAGCUGCAACCAGACUGACUAAUUCUCACACUAUGGGGAACUUCUCUCCUGGGGUUACAGGUGGAACAGUUGGAGGUAACUAGGAUUUCUACCUCAACCCAAUGUGACCUAUGCAAGGACAACGUGGACCAACUUCACUCGGCUUCCACUGAAAGGUGCUCACCUGGCCUGUGCAGGGGUUUCUACUCUCUUACUACUGGACAAAACAAAAACCUAAAAAGACCUAAACAACAGAGAAAAUAUUUACUGUGAAUCUGAGUAAAAAAGAAAAAAGGAAGAAAAAAAAAGGCAAAAGAAAUGCCUAAGGCUCCAGUUUGUAUUGUUGAUAGUUUAGGUAAAGUAUUUAUCUUUUUUUAAAGCAAAAACAGUUUUGACUUAUUUUAUUCCACCUAGAGUCAUAAAUAUAACUUACAAUUAAAUUCUCUGAAUAAUUAAGGACUGGCACACCAGCAGAGAUGUAAAGAGCCUCCUCUCGGUGCUAUUUCAUCCGUCAGAACUGUGCCUCUAGUUUGAAUCCUUGGUGCUGAAUUUGGAGGGUUGACCAAUGCCAAACCCAGUUCUCAGAAAGGUCUGCAUUUUAUUUAUUCAACUUACUCUGUUCAUAUACCAAAAUCCACUUGGUUUACAGCAGUGUGAGCUACAGAGAAACGGCAGUCUUUGAUCUGGUGUUUUGCUCUAAUGUGAACUGAGCCAGGCGCUCUGUUAACUGGGUGGUUUUUAAUUGUGUUCAUUACAAACAAGAACUCACUACUCCCCUCUGGAGUGGCAGCUAGAUCACCUGGGGCAGCCCAGGUGAGCUCAGCCAAGGCAGGCACAGUUUGAACAGAAGAAAUUCAAGUCCUGCCCCAUUCAAACUACUUCACUGGGCCAUUUGCAGUUGCUGGUGGCACUCAAGUCACUGUGAAUUUUGGUAGCUAGUCUGGUAACUUGUUUUGGGAUGUCAUUGGCAUAUGAACAGGGUGCAUAAUCACUGGUAUUGGUCAGGCCCUUUUUAAUAACAUUGGGAAGACUGAACAUAGUGCUUCUGUACUGGUGCAGGCAGCAGAUUAUCUCAGCUUGUUGUUUUUGUUCCAAGUACAAUGUAUUUUGUUAGUAGAGUUUUGAUACUUGAUUCAGAAAUGGCUUAGAUGUGUACAUUUACUGACUAAGUGCAUUUUGCUUUUGUAUUUCUUUGCUUUAAGUAGAUCUAAAUGGUAGUUCACAAAAACACCACAAUCUAGCUUACCGUGCUGCCACACUAUCAAACUGGUGCAUUUAAUUGUAUUGUGACUUGGUGUUCUGUGUACAGAAAGUGCCGCUCUGAGCAGCGGCUGUAUUUUAUAGAGAUGUGAUGAAAAUUUAUAAAUUUCAUAUACUUUAUUUCAUUUAUUUUUAGACUGUACAGUGCACAGUGAACUUGUAAAAACUUAUUUAUUCAAGUGCACAAAAUGAGGAGAAAUAUAAUCCAUUAUAUAGACAUCACCCUGGUCUGUAGUUCAGACUGGACCAAGCACCAAUAAAGGAAACUACAGUAACAGAAGGGGAAUUGCAACAGCAAAAUGACUAGAAGAAAAACACGUUUAGGCAUUGGGAAAACACCUGCGCAGGUGCUCUGGGGGCAGCAUUGAUUGCUCUGCUGAGAGGCACUCGCUACCCUUAAAUCUCUUCUAGGUCCCUGGUGCUCCUUAAUGAGUCUCCAGCCUCCAGCAAUAGGGCAUUUGCCUUAGACUUGAGCCUGCCUCAGCAGGCACCUGACGGAGGGUCCCGGGGUCACAAAAAGCUGGGCUGGGUGCAUUGCCUUCCAACUCCUGCCUCUGCAUGUGAAGGAGGUGAGGUAGCUCGGCCCUUACGUGCUCUCCUGCUGUCUGAUCUGUGAAUGCCGUGCUGGCCAUGCUCAAGGGAGUGGUGGGAAGAGGUGACCGAGCAGCUCCUGCCCUCUGCAGAUUUCAGUUUGACCCUUUUCUCUGUACCUCAUCCCUGGCAAUCUUAGUAGAGAUUUAGUUCAAAGCGUGGUUAUUUUGUUGUUUCCUAUGUGUGUCUUUCAUAGGCAGCCUUUGUGCACAGAAACUGUUGAGCUGAUUUUGUUGUCUUACUCAUUGGAAAGGGAAGGGAUCGGUAGCCCUGGAAAUGAGGGGUGUUUUGGAACUGUUUUCUGCUUUGCAUGUGGGAGGACUUGACAGUGGUGCGCCCCUGCUGAGUUAUUAGCUGCAAGAUGAGAACCUGGAAAAGGGCAAGAAAGCUCAGAGGGCGAUGGCUGAGAAACAUCCAGUAGCUUCUAGUAGAAGCCGUACAGAGUUAAUGUCCUGGAAUCCAGGAAGACAAUGUAACCCAGAUGUUUUGCAGCUGGGAGUUGGGCAGCUUCAGCUUCAUCCAGAUCCUUGGCUAACUGAAAGUUGCAGAGCUGCCUUAGCAUCCUCCCGGCAAACAGCAAGGUGCUCCGGUCUUGGAAGGCGGGUUGUGCAUGAGCAAUUGCUGGAGGGGCAGUAGCCUUAAUUACCUCCCCCCCGCCAUUUUUAUCCCAGAUGUGAGAGAUGAGGAAAUACAAGAAGCAGCUUUUAAUCCAUCUGCUUUUUGUCAGAUCCUUUUCCAAAAAUGGACCAAACCAGUGUUCCUUAGGCCUCUUAUCCCCCCCCACCUUCAUGUCAAACCACGAAGACAUCCAGCAAGAGAACUCAUUCUGUACAGGGAGGCUUCACAUCAGUUCAUACCUGAGAUGCUCGCAGGACGCUGGCAGAGAUGCCUGCUUGGAGAAGGAGCUGGCUCACGGUGGUCUGCCCACCCCGGUGUGCUUUCUAACCCUGGACAGCUGCUUGGUGCAUGCGUCGCCCAGCUGGCUCCUGACACUCUCUGGCAGCCGAAGAGGGUUGGCCAGGUGCUUGCUGCAGGAAUGAUGUGCUUUGCAUUCGCAGCAUUUCAGAAAUCAGUGCCUGGGAGCAACCAGAGCAAAGGCUGGGCACAGAGUUUGUCAUCUGCUCUCCCCUGCAUGCUGGGGAAAACCAAAAUCCCCCUUUCCAUCAGUGUUGCUCCCCAUAGCAGGUUGCCCUUGGGUCUGUGUGCGAUGCGCUGGGUGCUCUGGCUCUGGAUGGCCCGCUGUGCUCUGUGGCAGGGCUCGUUUGCAAGCACUCGUUGGAAAUCAGCAGUGUGAGCCUGCUCGCUCCCAUCACCUCGGAAAGACAAAACCAGAGGGGCACAGCUCGCCCUGGUCAGACCCAGGCACAAAGGCUGGACGGCCGAGCAUCCACUGCAGCCUCCAGGGGCCUGUGGAGGCCAGGCCUUCAUCUGCCUCUGGGUCAUCUCGGUGCUGGCAUUCUCCGUGGCCGGACACUUCCGUCUCAGCAGCCCAUGCUGCAGGAGCCCAGAGUUGCCCUGGCCUUGCCAGCAUUUUCCACCUGCGCCUGGUGCUGCUGGCACCGUCCCCUCAUCAUGUGCUGCAUGGUUGUAGUGAGUUUCCCUCGUGUCCCAGUCUGGUCUAAGUCUUCGUCAUAAUCCCUGCUAUGGCGUGCUUCCAGGAGAGUGUUGGAUAAGCUGCGGCGUGUUUGGAGCAGUGCGAGACAAUGGAGGUUUUGGGCUGAUGCCUUAAUGCUGCUUUACUUGGGAGAAGUCACCGAGGUUGCUAUGGGAUUUGUUGUCUUCUUCCCCACUCCCUGAUCUUUUGCUGCUUGGCCAUAACCUUGAGCAAGUUCAAAUUGUUUCUCUUCUGUCUGCAAACUGGGGAGAGCAUUUACCUGCUUGCAGGACUGCUGGAGGAAUAGCUCUUUGAGAUGUUGGGAUCUGAUCCAUAUGGCUACAAGAAUGAGACCCUCGUGACCCUGAUGUAUGAGUGCUGUGCCAGAGACUUGAAACCUGUUUUCAAUAAUUGGAGAUACUUUUGAGUCAUCAAAGCCAAGCAGCCAGUUCCAGAAAGGAAUUCCUUCUGUGUUACCACUUCCUGCCCAGGUCCAGCCGUUUUAUGGCCGUCACAAAUGUUCCUUCUCUUCCACGCUGCUGCUGCCAGCAAGGGACUCAUCAGGAAAUCAAAAUACAUCUUGCAGCACAUAGUGUUGCCAAAAAAAAAAAAAAAGAAAUAUCCUGAGCUUUGUGCUGAGUGAAACCUGUGCCCCGCUGCUAAAUGUCAGGCUUGGAGAACGACCCUCACACACUCUUCCUUUGGUGAUUUGUUACCUCUGGCUCCUGCUUGCUGGUUCCAGCCCGCUGAGACCCACUGUGCUGUGAGGCUGGGGGGGCUCCAAGAGCAUUAAACCUAAACUCAAGUCUUUGCUGCACAUUUAGUCACCAAGCAACAAUUCUUCCAUUAGCCAGGGGUGUGUGGGGCACCCGCUGUCAGAUUUCUCAGCUUUUCCUGUAGCUGAGGGAAAAGGUGGGAAAACAUUGCUGGAGGACGUGGAGCCUUGGGUUGCUGGAACCAAGCUUGUGGGCAGGAUCAUGGGGGAGUUGAGCUGUCCCUGCAUCGCCUCUUGUUUGGGUGCAGACAGGGCCGUUCCCAUUAGCAAGGUGUGGAUCGGUCUGGCCAACCGUAAUGGUGGGAUUUAGCUCCUCUUAGUUCAGGUUGCAAAUGCAGUGGGAGAGAGGUGGAGGGAAACGUGCCUUUAGGGGAAGCUGCCAACACCAGGGAGCACAUCAUGUCCUGGAUGCUCAUUACACUCAGAGGCAGAUGUUAGAGCAGUGUCUCCAGCUGGUUUCUUCGAUAGCAGGAACUCGGGGCUCCUUGGCCCGACAAACUCAGAAAUCUUCUCUUGUGCUUCCAUCUCGUAUCCUUCUUCCUAGUGGCCAGAGCUGCCUUGUCUUGUAGCACGCAGUUUGUGCUCACCGCUGUUGGCUGGGCUUGGCUGAGCUCUGAGCGUGGGCUCAGCCCGGGUCCUGCCUGUGGCUGGAGCAGGGCAGGCAAGGUGCGGAGGAAGGCGAGUGUGUGGGGGUCUGCGAGCGCAGCUCCGGGUGCUCAGGUGCCGCGGGCAGCUCGCAGCGCCUGGUUGUGAGGGUCUCGGUGAGGCGCUGCUGUGAAUGGGAGCUUGCAGACCCCCAGGACUUGUCGCUGCUUAGCCCGAACUUCACCCAACUCAAAGUGUUGAGUAGCUUUUCUUUUUCUUUCUUACUAUUCUAUAAUCAAGCUUGAGCGAGUGACUUUCAUUUGAAAUCUGCUGCGCAGAUGGCUUCAGGCUCUUCCCUUGCAUCUCUGGCUCAAAUGCUUCAAACAGGAGCGUUGCUUUGGGGCUGCACAGGGUGGCUGCGUGGCUGGGCCUGUGUUCGGCCCCUGCCUGCGUAUGUCCUGCUGGGGGGCACGCUUCUCCUUCUGGGGGGGGUGACGUUUGCUGCUGUAACUGCAGAGAUCUGACCAGAGGCCUCUGGGGCGGUCGCUUUGCCGCAGAAAGCAAAUGGGAGGGGAGCGAGCUGGGUGCGUUCCAGAUCUGCCUCGCUGGCUGUUACUGCAGUGCUGAUAAACACCAGAAGCAGCGGGGCUGCACCAGGGUUCGUGAGAUGCUGCUGUGCCCAAUGGUGGCUUUGCUCCUGGCAGGGAUCAGGGCCUGUCUCUUGUCCCAGCCUUUCCGAGCACCCUUCCUGCAGAGGAACCUGGGAUCUGGGCUUCCCCCUCUGGGAGGUCUCAUACUCCAGAGUAACGAGGCCAUGGUAGGGCCGUGGGGCUGCCUCUGGGGGCCUGAGUGGUUUGAUUCUUGCUGGGAUUGUGUAUUUAGAAAGCAGCAUCUGCUCCCCAACCCGUUCUUUUUCCACUGGGAAGAGUGCCCUUGCGUGACAGCAGGGCAGGGAGAGUGUCAGUGGAUGUGGGGCUGGCAUCCACCCCUGGACAGGCAUAGCUUCAUCCACGUGUUUUGUUUGUUUGUUUGUUUUGUGGGAUGUGGAGUUGCUGUGAUCAGUUUGAGGGCCAGCACGAGCUUCCAUCUUGUCGAGUUGGCGCAGGGGGCCCACCUCUUUGUGACUCCCGUGGCUACGUCCACAGGCCUGGCCUGGCAGUGCUGGGACCCUCGAGAAGCUCCCGCAGCAGGGGCUUGCUGCCGCGAGUCCUUCCCAAACGCGCCGUAGCUUUGGGCAGCUGUGGAAUCGGCUCCUCGUGUUUCAGAGGCCUUGCACCCUAGAGUUGCCACAGUCGAGGUUUUACCAUGUUGCUGGAGGAGGAGGCUGCCAGCCCUGCAGCUCGGCCCUGAGCUGCCUGCCUGCUUUGGGCUCCCCCAUGGCCUGUGUUGGUCCCGAUCCCCUCCAAGCACCAGCGGGGAUGUGCCAGGGCCACCGGUGCUGAUCGUUAGGGCUUGGUAGUUUGUCCCAGUGCUGAUGCAAGGUUGAUCGAGUGUGACCCGUUUGCUUUUUGAGUUGAUAUCAGUCCUUUUAGUACAGGGUAUGGAAACCUAAAGAUUCUUGACAAAUUUUUUCUCAGAAGGAGUUGUCCCAAUCCACCAGGUGGUUUUUAUUGAGAAGUUCUGCUUUUAUUGUUUUGCCUGAGCCAAAUGCAUUAGGAGGACUAAGCUUUGGGAGGUCCCAAUGAUGAUUUCUUCAGUUAAGAAAUGGACGUUGUACAGUGGACUGCAAACCAACAAUAAUGUGUUUCAAAAUCACAGUGUUUGGGGAGAAGAAACUAGACAGUGUUUUUGUGAACUAUCUUUGCAGCACUGAGGAAAAAUCACAAGAAUUGGAUUUUUUUUGAAGCACAGAUGUCUAGUAAGUGUACGAGGAUUUGAAGUUUUAUGGCUGUUAAGGUUUUUCCUCCUUUAUUUGCUCCAACAUUUCCAUAGCUUGCAUAUCAGGUUUUCACUGAAAGAUGGAUUACCAGUUUUUAAAAUGUUAUUGUGCCAUAUUUUAUUUAUCCUUAUGCAUUAUAAAUAUAUAAAUACCUAUUUAGACUGAAUAUCACAGUAAAAGAUGCUAUUAUUGUGAACUUCAGGGUUUAAACCCAAGGUAAAAAAUUGGAAAUACUCCUCCAGUGUAUUUGCUGUUUGUGAUCAUCUUUCUGCAGACGUUUCUUAAGUUCUUACAGUUCAAAAAUGAAAUAACUUCCUAAAAUUCAAGGUUUUACAGUACUAACCCUGAAGUUCUCAAGUUUGUGAUUUAUUAUUUUUUAAGGUACAUCUGGUUGCUUUUUCUGGUGCAGUCAAAUCAUUCUUUAGAAAGGUCUUGUUUCUGGAGUUAAUGAGGGAAAAAGGUGGAAUGGGUCGAUCCAUCCUGCUUGGCUUUUUAACCUAUUAAUCUUUUACGCAAUCAAUCUCAAAUUAAAAAACGAUUUCUUAGGUCUCUGUUCUACUUAAACUUUUUAGGAGUGGGAGCCUGCCCUCGCUGAGUGGGACUUUGAUGGGGAAAGCAGUAGAUUAUGAGGUUGCUGUUGCUCAGGAAUUGAUUAGUAAACUUUUAACUACUAAUAAAAAUCCAUUUUUCAAUGGAUUUUUUUAAAAAACCCAUUUUCUUAGAACAGUGAUAUGGGAUGUUUCCUAGUGAAUAGGAACUAGUUUAUAUAAUUUAGCCUAUUAAACUGAAUUAUUUAAAAUUCAAACUUCCCCUAAUUUAUCUUUUUUUUUUUUUAUACCAGUAAGUUGUCCUGUCAUUCCUUUCAUUCUUCCAUAGAACUAGUGUGAAUUCUUCUGGUGUGUAUAUAUGUAUGUAUAAUAUAUAUAUUUCCAUCCUGCCUUUCUAAUUCUCCACAAUGUAAGAGUUAGCUUUUUCUCCCCUCCCUUCACUUAAUUAAUUUCUUGUGUCUUUACCUUGAUUUGUAAUUGAAACAAUGCUUCGAAGUUUUGUCUUUAUAUUAAAGUGUAUGUAUUUUAAUACACC